This is a messenger RNA of Aplysia californica (California sea hare), 3582 nucleotides long. Its product is annotated as cyclic AMP-dependent transcription factor ATF-6 beta. The coding region runs from base 366 to 2921 and encodes 851 amino acids. The transcript has 13 exons. Gene Ontology annotation, molecular function: RNA polymerase II cis-regulatory region sequence-specific DNA binding; DNA-binding transcription factor activity, RNA polymerase II-specific. Gene Ontology annotation, biological process: regulation of transcription by RNA polymerase II; endoplasmic reticulum unfolded protein response. The record is from RefSeq and is a predicted model, not a curated record. NCBI's taxonomy places the organism in Eukaryota, Metazoa, Mollusca, Gastropoda, Aplysiida, Aplysiidae. Gene Ontology annotation, cellular component: nucleus.
GUUUCCAUGUCACGUGACCUCGUACGGACUGUAGCCUACUCUACUUUAAAAAGAUAAAAUCCAAAUAAUUUCUUAAAUAUUUACAAUGCACAUCAUGAUUGUCAACAAUUUCACCUUUGCAGUUGUGGUUGUAGCAAUACGUUUAUUAUUUCAGUAAACGCUUACGUCGCUGUAGCCAUUUUGCGACUAUCGAAAAUGAAAAUUCAGGAAUUAGGUCACACUGUUAUUACUGUUGUUGUACUUCCUGUGUCGACACUCGUUGUUGUAUUACAUGUGUAGCAGAAAGGUUGUGGCGUUGUGUUGUCUACAACUACGAAAACAUCUGUUUACUACCUGUGUCCAAAGAAUUUGGUCGACUGUGAAAGAUGGCUACAGAUAUGAUAUUCGAUGACUGCAUCGGCGAUAAACUUGAUUUCAACAGCGACAUUUUCAUGACUGGCGGAUUGAUGAACCCCAAAGAGCUGUACCUGACAGAGCUGAGCUGCGCCACCAAGGAUGCCUCCUCCUCCUCCGACUCGGGCGUGUCCACUCUGGACGACCUCACGGACUCGCUGCAGGACAUCGCUGACGUCACCGACCUCAACAGUCUUAUGGACGCCGAGCUGAAGGACCUGGAGUUUGCCCUGGACUUCCCCCUGGCGAAAGUAGAACAGGAUGACGUGUUUGACCCAGGAGUGCUGAUCAAACAAGAGCCUUUGUCCCCUUCCCCGAUUCUGGGCUCUGAGUCCUGUUCCGAUGGCUUCUGUAUCAAGCAGCCAGUCUCCCCAGACUUGUAUGGCUUCAGCAGUGAGGUGAACGUCAAAGAGGAGUCGGACUGCCUGCUCCUGCCCGCCCCGCACCACCACCACCUCCAACAACACCAACACCAGCCCUCUGUGGUCGCCGGCUUCCCCUCAUCCCCACAGCAGCAGCAGCAGCUGCAGCAGAACUACUUUAUCGAGCCGUCAUGUCUGCCCCUGACGGGCACCAUCUCGUCCCCGUCGCAUUAUUCGUCGUCGGCGUCGCCGUCGGCGUUGUCGUCCCCGUCCUCCGGCUCCUCCUCCCCGACCUCGUCCACGUCCUCCUCCUUCUUUCACUCGCCUCCCCUCGGCCAGCAGAAUGGGUUUCUCAGCGGUGGCUCGGCGGGUGUCCAGUUCCCUUUGCAGCAGAAAUCGUAUGUGCUGCCCAGCUCCACGGUUGCGUGCUCCUCUUCCACUCCGCCGCUGGCAGCACCCUCGGGCCAGCAGCGGAAUUACAUCGUUGUGCCCAAUGUCGCCUCGGUGGAGAAUGGGGUGGGCGGGGCAGGAGGCAUGCUCCAGCAAGUAGGGGGCGUGGCCAAGCCGAUGGCAGCUGUCAAUAUCAACGCUAUUCUCAGCAGUAAGAUCAAGAUCCAACCCAAGCCAGGGUCAGAGGUCGCACCUACUCAAGGUGGCAGUCAGUGGCUGACCACUUCGGCCACCGUCGUCCCUUUCUCCGGCCAGCCCAUCACGGCGGGCACUGUGAUCAGCGCACCGUCCUCCAUUGUCUCAGCCAAUGGCAUCACCUCCAUCACAGAUGAAAAGUCAUUCAAACGAGCUCAAAGGAUUAUCAAGAACAGAGAAUCUGCAAGUCUGUCCCGUAAAAGGAAGAAGGAGUACCUGAGCACCCUCGAGGAACGUCUCCAGCAGUGCCAGGAUGAGAACCAGCGGCUGGUCCGUGAGAACCAGGGGCUCAAACGACUGGUGGGCUCCCUACAGCAGGAGAACUCACAGCUGAGGACUUCCAGCGGAGGCCACAGCACGGCCAAGAAAAUGGGACUGAUGUGCCUUGCCCUGUUUUUCACCUUCAGUCUCUCCCCAUACAGUCUCAUUCCCUCCUCUGACCUGGCCGUCUCGUCACCUCAUGCAAUCCCCGCCUCACAUCACCUCGGUCGUCAGCUGCUGUCAGUGCCAGACGACAGUCCCAUGCCAUCGUCGUCGUCAUCGUCUUCUUCGUCGUCAUCUUCAUCGUCAGUGCCGGGGGGCCAGCAAGGUGAUCCCAAGGACGCCUGGUCUCGCCUGACAGAGAAGUCUUUGCUGCUGCGGUUCGGGGAGGAGCUGGGUCUUCUGGCAGAGAAGAUGAAUGUGACGGAGAGGCUGGGCAAUAUGUGCCCUAUGUACUUCAAUUCUACUGAGUCUAUCAGACUUGCGGAACAGCUGAGGGGCUGGAUGAUCAGCCAGGAAGAGGAAAUGAAGAACAAAGAGAAGAAACGGCAGAGGAAGAAACAGAAGGACUACCUACCCCUGCGUCGCUUCGGCGGCUCCGUGUCAGGGGGAGGCUACGCUCAUGGUGUGAACGGAGUGCCGGCGGUGGCCGAGGGCAGCUACCCUGUCCAGGUGUUCAGCGGUGGCUACGACGCCAGGCAGCAGUUUCUCAACGCCAUCCCGAGACGGAACGAUACCUUCUACGUGCUGUCUUUCAGCACGGAUUACUUCCUGGUGCCGGCUACCGCCCACAACAAGACCAUGAGGCCCCGCAUGUCCCUGCUCAUGCCCGUCUUCACUCAGAGCAUGAACGAGAGUCAUGGCUCUUCAGAGGACAGCAUCGGCAUGAUGCAGAUUGACUGCGAGAUCAUCAACACCAACCGCAUCCAUGUCCAGCGGUCGGCCUUCCCGAAUGACGCCGUGUUCAACUCCACCUACCACCACUGGCGCAACGACGGCCCCACCACCCCCUCCUCUUCCUCGGAAGGUGGACCCGCCGGCUUCAACAGCAGCAGCAGCAGCAGCAGUGGUGGUGGCGGGAGCGGUGCUGGGAGUAACACCCAUGGCCAUGGUAGAAAUUCGUUCCAGAAGAAUAACCCCGGACGGUUAGGGAAGAAGGACCAGGACAAGAAGCCUAGGGCAGACAACAGCACGGGCAGCUUCCUCAAAAAUAAAAGUCAAGAAAAGUACUGGGAAAAGAUUGGUAAAAAUGCGAGAUAGAUUUUCUUGUCGUUGAUAUGUAUCCUAAAUGCUAAAAAUAAUAUUUAUGAUUAUGAUAAUACUGGAAAUAUUGAUCAUAAUAGUAUGUCUGUUACCUUCCUCCUCCUAUGCACAGCGGUGCAUGCCUGGGGAGAGUGGAGGGAAGUGACUGGUAAUGCCAUCAUGCUCAGCUUUGCUUUAGCUGUGAUGUACCAUUUUGAAGUGGUCUGCUUUGAGACUUUGGUUUUUAAAGGAGAUGAUGCCAAGCCUGAGAUGGACUUUUGGUUCAGAGUAACAUCUCUGGUUGGGAAAAUAAAGGCAAAGUCUGGGUGAUGAAUGUGGGAAAAUGUCGCUGGAUCAAAGGCAUUUGUAGGCUUCUGAAAUGUCUGAAAUAGAAAUGUCAGACUUUCCCUUCAGGCCUUCUGUUAUUUGAACGUAAAUCCUAUGGUUUUAUUGGGAAGAAUUCUGAGGAAGAAUUUAUGGAAAAAGGUAAGCUUGUGGUCUACCUUUUGACAUAAGAAAUAACAACUGUUAGGUCAGCGGGAAGUCGUCAUAGCUCAUCAGAGAUGCUCAGACUCAGAAAGUUAUUGGGUUUCUGGUAGUAGUUCUGAAUAGUUACUUUCUUUUGAUUUUUGUUGGUUCCAGUGAGGAAAUUUGGUUCACAAUGGCUUACAUUCUCACA